This is a messenger RNA of Hemibagrus wyckioides, 2877 nucleotides long. RefSeq names its product C-C motif chemokine 4 homolog. Gene Ontology annotation, cellular component: extracellular region. Gene Ontology annotation, molecular function: CCR chemokine receptor binding; chemokine activity. The record is from RefSeq and is a predicted model, not a curated record. Lineage: Eukaryota; Metazoa; Chordata; Actinopteri; Siluriformes; Bagridae. Gene Ontology annotation, biological process: inflammatory response; positive regulation of GTPase activity; immune response. The transcript has 5 exons. The coding region runs from base 1579 to 2112 and encodes 177 amino acids.
AAAUAAAAAUAACUAAAUAACUAGAAAUAAGAGUAAAUCAUUAAAUCAUUAAACUAUUUUAUCCUUAAUGAGCAAGCCUGUGGCGACGGUGGCAAGGAAAAAACUCCCUGGGAUGGAAUAAGGAAGAAACUUUGAGAGGAACCAGGCUCAGAAGGGAACCCAUCCUCAUUUGGGUGACACUAAACAGUAAAUAAUGUAAAUGUAACUGAUUAAUGUCCUUUCUACAACAGAAAUCAAUGGCCCAUGAGGAACUAUUAGGUCAGUGUAGUUUCUAAGGUCAUUAUAGACACUAAUACAUUGCUGUCACAAGCUGACAGAUGGAAUGGCAGAUCUGUGACAGUGUGAAAGUCCCCAAGUGGCUCUGUCCAUGGCUGUCUCCUGGUCUACACAGAUCCAUCCACAGCAUCAGUGGGCACCAACAAGCCACGAGACUCUGACCAGGGGUAGGGCAGCGGUCACACUGGAAACUGGCAAACACUGGGAGCUCAGGAGUGGGGUGUAUAGCUCAAGAGAGAAAGACAGAGAGAGAAAGAGAAAGAUAUUAAGUAUGAUUCUGAUCAUGUGAUGUUUAAGACAAUGUAGAUUAUGGGUAAAGUGCAGGCAGGGACUCCGGCAAGACUAGCUAUGACAGCAUAACUAAAAGGGAGAGAGCCAGAAGGUGACAGACAUGAAGGCUUCCUGGGACAUAAAGCUUCCAACCACUUCACAGUCAGCAAACCUGAGCGACUUGCGAGAGUGGUAAGAUGACAGCAUCCGAACAUCCCAGUACACCAAACACUCUAUGACCAUGAACCUUCCAGAUCUGCUCCUUUACCUAAGAACUAUAUAUUAGAACUAUAUAUUAGUAGUAAACUCCUGGUUUAUUGUGAUGCUGAAUUUCCUAAAAAGACGAGCAGGUUGCUGAAAAUAAGCAGUGUUAAUAAACCCCUGUGUGUUUGUCACACUGUUACAGUAAAAUACUGAGUGAUGUGGUGUGAUGAAGCAGAGUUACUGUUACCACUGUAAAGUUGAUGAUUUUCCUGUAACAGCAUGUCCCCAAGUGUUUUAUUACUCUUACACCACAGCAGAGUUUCAACAGUUACAAUACUUAUUCAUUAAAGAACAAUAUUUAAUGUUGUGUCUGUUUAUAUUUAGAUUUAAUGUCAUUGAAAGAAGUUUAUUAAAUAAGUGAGUUCCUGUUCUCACUGCUAUAAACAGUUGUUCCUCACCAGCCUCUCUUUAUUCUCUCUUCAAGCAUAAACUCCUCUGUCCUGAAGAUGUUAAGAUGUUCCAUAAACCUGCUUAGAGAAAACUUCACCAUGUCACACACGUUUUUCAAUCUGUUUAUGCCUCACAUCAUCCAUAAGAGUCCCUGUGAAUGAGCUGUUGCUAUGGAAACAAUUAGAAUCAGUGCAUUAAUAUAAACCUGCACUACUGUCAGAGCUGCUGUUAUAGAAAACUAAUCAACACCUUCUGACCAAUCAGAGUCCAGAAUUCAACUGUGACAUAAUACAGUUUAAUAGCUACAACAGUCUGCAUCUGAUACUAGAUAUAAAAGUGUCUAAUAUUUUCUUAUUGAACAUUUAAUCACAGAACUAAAUGCAGAAAUGUUUUCACACAGAUGAAGAUAUACCAGAGCAGUGCUGUUUCAGAUUUAGCACAAAUCCAAUCCCUGUAAAACUCAUUUCAGCGUAUGUAGAAACAGAUCCUCAGUGUCCAAAACCUGGAGUCAUCUUUACCCUGAAGAACGGUGGUCUGCGGUGUGGAGAUCCCAGUGUCGAGUGGGUGCAGGAUCUCAUGAACACAAUUAACCAGCGUCUGUCUAAGACUCCAACUGAAAAGCCUGAUAAACCAGUCUCUACUGCCUCCCUCAGAAGAAAUGAUGCAAAGGUUCCAAAGCAGUGCUGUUACAGAUUUCAAACAAAACCAUUCUCUGUAAGCUUCAUUACAGCGUAUAGAGUAACAGAUCGUCGGUGUGCAAAACGUGGAGUCAUCUUUACCCUAAAGAAUGGUUGUAAGCUGUGUGCAGAUCCCUGCUUCAAGUGGGUGAAGGAUCACAUGAAGAAAAUUGACCAGCUCCUGUUUAAUAGCCAGAACAAUUCUAAUAGCGUGUUUAAAUCCUCUCUCCAUUAAUAAGUAAUGAAUAUUUCUUUCACAAAAUGCACUUUUACAUAGUCAUAUUUGUUUGUGGUUAAUGCACAAAGUGGACAGUGUGUCAUAGCUGUGUUAUAGAAAUCCUCAAAGCACAUCUCCUCCCCAAACACCUCAUUUCCCUUGUAUCCCCUGCAAACAUAUUUAAUAUAACUUGUAAAUGAUUGCAUAAGUAGUACAAACAACUGUUUACUAUUUAAAGUUAAUGCCAUUUGAUGAUUUUAUAAGAUAGAUAGAAAAUGAGCCUAACAGAAGGGUAUAAUGUGUGGGUGUAACUAACCCCAAACUUUUCCCCUCUUAAAUAAGUUAUAUUAUAUCCUAUAGACUUUGUCCUUUCUAAGUAAAUAUGACAAUGAAUCAUUUGUGAACCAAAAGAAUCGUGAAAAGUGAGUUGCAUCAGCCAUUCUCUCAUCAGUUCCAGCUGAACUGUAGAGGUGAACGACAGGUAAAAUCUCUAUCCGGUUAUAUUUGUGUAUUUGUGUAUAUAUCACUUUAGGAAUGUGUUCAAAACACUUUUAUUUCAAAUUAGAUUAAUAGGAAGACCUCAAUUAAGCUAAGCUUCAUGCAUUCUACACAUGGCUGAGAACCCCACAUGCUUAUAUAAUCCUCAGUACUUCUUUUUUUUUUGUGUGUAUCCACUUCAUUUAUUUUCAUUUGUAUGAUUUUUCAAGAGUUUUGUGACUGGAUGAACAGCAUUUAUGUCUGUUUGGUGUUCUUAUGUGUAUCCUCAGUAAACACAAUACAUGC